UCUCAGUUAGUCUUCGCUUUGCCCUUUGCCUUGCCUGACAUGACACCCGGACAGACACGCACAGCGAUACGCAUCUCUCCAUCCGUUCAUCAUCCAAUGAAUGGUCCCAGGCCUGUCCAUCCCCACGCACCUUUAGCCUUCGCCUUCGCCUUGCUCGCCGCCUUGCUCUUGGUCUUGGCCUUGCAGACGAGCUUCUUCACGCGACGACCGCCGACCGCCUCCUCCCCAAUGUCAGCAGCCACUACAUGAUUAGCACAGCCGCAUAUUCGUGGAGACACGGAUGUCUAUGUGUGCAAAACGGAACUCUCUCUCACCCCUGAAAUUCUGUUCUCGGAUGUCAAACCCGAGGAAAUCAUUGUCUUUGUAGGCAAAGCCUCUUUCUGCAUCACAAGCAGGACCAUAGCAUAUCUAAAUGACAUCUUGCUUCCCCUCAUCAAUUACCCAUGGCGGCUUUGGCCGUUAGCCGCAUUGCGGCUUGGCGAGGGCGACCAGCAGCAGCAGCGGCCUCGUCAACACCCACGGCAGGUGGGGCCGUUAUCGGGGCCGGGGGUGGCAACUGCGGCUCUUCUGCCUCGGCCGCCGCGGCCAUGGCGAGGUCGGGUGGCGCGAACGGCUGCUGCUGCUGCUGCUGCUCCGGCUCCUGCUGCUCGGGUGCUGGUGGGGGGGCCAUGUUCAUCUCCUCCCCCAUCUCAGCAGCAGCUGCCGUCAGGCUGAACCUGGACCUCUUGGGCGACGGGGACUUGUCCUCCUCCUCGCGCUUGCGUUUGAGGUCGAGGGACACUGCGGGAGAGAGGAUUGCAUCACCAGGAGACAGCGGCACGAGAAGUGCCGCAGCAGCUGCUGCCGCUGCUGCUGCCUUAGGGGCCUCCUGAAAGGGCUCUGGAAGAGCACUAGGGGUGGUCGAUGGGGUUGGUGGGGGUUGUGGGUUCCUGCAGGCAAACACGACACGACCUUGUCACCUUGUGUGCGUGUGUGCGUGCGUGUGUGCGGCUGAGGAUCUGUCUCACCCAUCUCGGUCGGCAUCGUAUCGCCGGCGGUAGUUACUGUCCCUCUCACGCAAGCGAGUGCGGUCACGGUCACUGUCACGACCGUACCCACCGCCCCCGCAGACAGAGCAACCACACACACACACACACACAAUGAAGAGGUGUCUGCGUGUCUCUCCAUGUCGUGUGUACGGGCGCUCACCCUUUGCGCUUCAAGGGCUGUUCGUGUAGUGUGUCGACGGCGGCCGGGUCCUCCUCAGACGACGAUGACGACGAUGACGACGAUGACGACGAUGACGACGAUGUGUCACGGCAAACCUUGCGCCUUCUAAACCUCGGGCCAGCUUGCCGGAUUCCGUCCCUGGGGCGCUGGUCCUGGGAGUCGCGCAUCAAGGGGUGCCGCAUGCGGGCUUCCAUUGAUGAGCAGGGGCGUGAUUUGAGUCGGUCGUCUUCCUCUUCCUCCUGCGCCCGGUCACGGUCACGGUCGCGGGCACCGCCCUCACCGGCACCAUCAUGGUCACGGUCGCGGUGGCGGCCGCGGGAGGUGUGGCGAUCCCGCUGCUGGUCGCGGUCGCGGUUCUCCAGGCUCUGCAUAAACGUGGGGGCAAUACGACCUGCACACACAACAUACACAUGGACCAACACAGAGAGAAAGGAAGGAAGGCAUCCGAGUGAUCUCCCUGAUCCCUUGUCAUUGGCUUACGUGGAGUGACGCCCCUUUGCGUCUCCUCGUGCUCAUCUCCGUGGUCCUCCUGGCUGGGCGGCCGGUGGCCGCGGUCCCCGCCAGUGGGCCGCCGCUUGAGCUUGCCCCCGUCCAGACGACCGAUGCCCAGGUCACUCGAGUCACGCGAUUUGCCCCCUCGUGAGCUGGUGCGGUCAGCAGGGGAGUUGUGGGGCGGCGGGGAGGGCUGUGGUUGUCCCUCGGGGCCUCACUGGGCGCAGCUGUAGCAGAGUGUGGCUCAGGGUAGCCACGGCGACAUAUCUGACGACAGACAUACAAACAAGAGAGCUGUGGUGGUUGGCGUAUGUAUUGUGCUCUCGGUCGGUUGCGUACUGGUGAUGGUUUGUGCAUGGGCUCCCUCAUGGAGGCGUUGUGUUGUUCCGGGGCAGCAUGUCGACAUCCCUUCUCCCAGCAACCUCACCCCCACGGCCCUGCUCCCGGUCCUCAUCGACAUCCAUCAGCUGCCGCGCACCAUCGCUGUCUCCCUGCACACCACGCUCCUCCCCACCCCGUUGCCGCAUCCUGUCCCUCGUGCAAUGGUCCUGGGAGUCGCGCGUCAAGGGGUGUCGCACGCCGGCUCCCCUGUCAAGGCCGGUGGCGUGGCCCUCGCCGUUGAAACGAUGCAUACCACGGCCACGGCCGUGCUCACGCUCCCGCUCACGGACAUGCUCAUCUAGCUGCGGGGGCUGCAGGUGUGGCUGUCAUGAUGGUGUUGGUCUCUGCGGAAUGGCAGCAGUAGCUGCAGCUGCAGCAGCAGCGGGGGGGGGCGGGUUCCUCGUCGUCGUCCGAGUAGUAAUCCUGCAUCACGGCCCGCAGCCCCUCCACGUUGGCCUCUUGCUGGGCCAUCCAGGAUGGCGAAGUGGAAGCUCUCAUUGGGCUCCGAGGCCGUGGUGGGGCUAUCUCCUCCGGAGGGAAGAGAGGAGGCGUCGGCGGCCAGCUGGUCAUGGUCCGGUCUCCUACGACGAUGGCUACGAUGCGAUGCGAGCCACGGGAGAGCUACUCAACCAGACGGGGGGACGCCGAACGUCCUCAGCACAACAUAACCGUGCCUGUAGGUGAAAACAGACCCC
Messenger RNA from Vitrella brassicaformis, 2777 nucleotides. The record is from the annotation of a GenBank genome assembly. Lineage: Eukaryota; Vitrellaceae.